AUGAUCAACUCACGAGGCAAGGUGAGCGGCUAUGUCAAGCCGGCUUCGCCGGGCUCGGCGAAGGAUGCAGUUCCGUUCUUCGCUGCCGCCCCCAGAGCAUCUUACUCGAGCAGCGAUGGGCACAACCCCCUCAUCAAAGAUCUCUUAAAGGACCUUGACAGGAACUCUUCCCUUGAUGACGUCUACGGUGUCGGCCACUUGCAAGCACCGAACGCCAGCAACGAUGAUACCUUUUCGAACCUCGACCUACAGCUGCGGCGGCCCAGCGAGGAAUCGACGGCGAGCUGCCGUAGCAGCGCCCGAAACCGUGACAAGGCAGCCACGGAUAUUCUCUGCAAGACCGGUCAGCGCUUUGUGCACGCCAUGUGGAUGCACAAACUUGAUGAUUUCUUCAGCCCUGCUCGCGGUGAGAGCGCCGAGGACGUCCUGCGACGUCAGCUACGCAAGAAAGAUCAAGAGGAGGUGGAGGCAGUGGUGCUGUCGUUAGUGGAGCUGCUUGAGGAGGUGCGCAAGGCAAGGAGCCAAAUAGUGCCGGUCGCCGGCUCGCUCUCGUUGCUCGACACGCCUGGGCGAAGGCGUACCUCCUUCAACAGCAUGCACUCCGCAGUGAGCACGGCCAGCCUCAUGCGGCCACCGGUGCAUGAGACGAAUCAGCUCGCCAUGGCGUACGAUCAGCAGGGAAACCGCAUGAUUAACUGCUAUAGGGUGAUCGCGAAUCUAGGACGUGGCGCGUACGGCAAAGUCAAGCUUGGGAUCGACACCAAUACCGGCCAGAAGGUAGCUAUCAAAAUAAUUGACAAGAAGCUGCUCAAGAAGCUCGGUGGCCUAGGCACCAGCAACCAGGAGGCGGCGCUGAAGCGCGAAAUCGCCAUCAUGAAGAAAGUGCGCCACCGGAACUGCGUAUCCCUAUACGAGGUUAUCGACGACCCAGAUUCGCACAUACUCUACCUAAUCAUGGAGUAUGUGCCAAACGGGCCUGUUGUCAGGCUGAAGCCGCAGGGGCUUAGCAGUACUGCCCUGGAGUCCAUCGAGGCCGGCAUUCCGCUGAAUGGCGAGGUCUGCAACAAGGCCCUGAUGCGGUGUGCGGUGCGGCAGUCCGCCAACGGCGAUACUGCGUCCCUCACCGACGCGGAGAUCAACAGUAAUCCGACGGUUUUCCUCUGCAAGCCGCUUAGCCAGCACAUCUGUGCACUGUACCUGCGCCAACUUGUGAGUGGACUGCGAUAUAUGCACAAGCGAAACCUCGUUCACCACGACAUCAAGCCGGACAAUAUCUUGGUUGGCACCAACCAUCACGUUUUUCUCAGCGACUUCGGCGUUAGCGAGAUCCUCUCCACCCGGCGGGAGGUGGAAAAUGCCGUGAAGAAAAACCGUGGCGGCCCGAGCAGCGACUUCAGUAGCGAGCACUCCUUGAAAUCCGAUACUAGCGAUUCGACCAAUGAGGAUGACACUGACAACAAACCUCGCCUGGGUGGUGGCACGCUCCUCUUCACCGCGCCGGAGCUGUUUGACGGCUCGGUGAAUAAAAGAUUGCUCGAUCCCCACCUGACCGACGUCUGGGCGCUCGGCGUCACGCUCUACUGCAUGCUUGUUGGCAUGUCCCCGUUUUUUGGUAGCACGUACUCCGAGGUGCGCACAAACAUCCUGAUGCAGACGUUCCCGUGGUGCGGCAAGACAAUGUAUGGGACGCCGCUGGCGGCGGAGUGGCGGGUUGUGCUGAACGGGCUGCUGGCCAAGAACCCCAACAAUCGCUGGUCGCUGGUGCGGCUCAAGGCGUUCCUCGACCGGAGCAGCUUCCAGCAGACCAUGCGACAGAGUGCGUUGCUCGAGGCAUCGACGCGGGCUCGUUCCUUUACCUCCCUGGACGGUGACGCAUCCCCCUCCCCUUCUACAGCGCAGCGCGCCGCUGGCUCGGUAGCGUUGUUGUCAGCCGGGACAUCUGCCAAGGGACUCAAGCUGCCGCUCGCGUGUGGCUCGGUGUCGAAGGACACGAACGUCUCCCUCCCUCUCCCCCGUGUGGUUUCUUCUUCCAAGACCGUUUCCGCCUUGUCAAUGGAGGCGGGCAGCGCUGCUCGCAGCUUCUUGUGGGACUUUGGCAUCUCGGAGGAGGAGGUGCGAGGCGCCACGCGAACGGUGAAGGUCGAGGUGAUGCGGCAGAAGACCGUCCUCUCGGCGCACACGCGCACCAUUGUGCGUCGCUACGUCGAAUGGAUUCGCGCGCGCAUGCACGCUCGGAACUUCGUUCCACUGAGCUGCGCCUCCCCUUUAAGGAGAAGGUCGCACGUCGGCUCCCUGGUCUCCGUGCAGAUGUGCGCUGGCGCCAACAGGAGCGGCAAGGCGUUGACCUCCAACAGCGAAAGGGUACAUGUGACGCACGUCCCUGUCCUCGCUGUGGCGUCAAGGCUUCACCGAGCCAGCGAGGUCAGCCCCAUAGGCGCUAGAUCUUUCUUGUUUCCUCCGCAGAGGAGCCCCCAUUCCUCGGCGGGAGAUGCUCGCACGGGGAGGCAGCGGAACGGUAGCUGCAGCAGCAAUAACGGCAGUGGUCGCGGGCUUGCUUGUGGCAGCGUGGAAAACCGUGGCUUGGACGGCAGAUUACAGUCACUGGAUGCCGCCCUCUCUAUAGUGAACUUGCAGAGCACCACCGAUGCGCACUCCCUCACCUUUUUUAGCUUGACGUCAUCGAGUGCCUCGUCGCAGGCUUCCUUUUCUUUGCAGACCGGGUACCGUGGGCAUCACGUCGACAGGGAAACCGGCUACAAUGACAGCAUCCUGGCGGGCAACUUGGCAACUUCGAGCGAGGAUACGCCGGCGUCCAGGAACGGGAUGGCCGACAAAGUCAGUUGGUGUAAUGUACAGACGCCAUCGACGGUCGCGCAGACGAUGCUGCCCAGCAGCGCGACGCCUUCAUAUAUUGCUGUGGAGGAGAGCCGAAAAGGGGUGGGCGCAAAUGGCAGCAAGAGCCGGUUCCAGCAAUUCAUGCGCGGCAAGAAAGCACCGAGCGGCGCCUCUGUCAGUGACGACCGCACCUCUAAUCAACCCACGCUUGCACCCAGGUCACGUUCCACGGUGUCGCCGCUGCUCGAUUCGGUUCUCUGCAGCGGCACCAGCGGCUUGGGAGACAGCAACUCAGCUGGGUGCUGUAGUGCAUUCCCUAACCCGAAGACUGUCAGCGUGGCUGGCCGUUGUCUUGCCGUGCCACCAGACGAGCACGCCUCGACGGUGCAGUUGCCAGGCUCGAUGGGCAACAAAUACCCCGUAGGGCCGAUGCAGGGGCGCCUUUGUGACGGUAAACUGGCUGUUCCCGCCUUGACAUCCUUUGAGCAGGUGCCGCGCGUCACGGUCUCGAAGCGGCUUCCCUCUGUUGUUCGGAAAUGA
Molecule: messenger RNA, 3375 nt
Organism: Leishmania mexicana MHOM/GT/2001/U1103
Lineage: Eukaryota; Euglenozoa; Kinetoplastea; Trypanosomatida; Trypanosomatidae
Product: putative protein kinase
Exons: 1
Coding region: 1-3375 (1124 amino acids)
Biological process (GO): protein phosphorylation; intracellular signal transduction
Cellular component (GO): cytoplasm
Molecular function (GO): ATP binding; protein serine/threonine kinase activity
Source: RefSeq, a predicted model, not a curated record